GCUGCGGCGGCCGCUGCUGCUGCUGGUGCUGCUGCUGCUACACGUUCAGCUGCUGCGGGAAGGAGGCCGAGGCCUGGGCCCAGCCCGGAGCCGCCGCUCGCCGGAGCCCCCUGGAGCCCCCGCGCCGCCUCAGCUUGGGGGCGGGCUCAGGCCCGGCCCGCCGCCGAGCCCCGGAGCGAGGCUGCACGCCCGAAGACCCGGCCGGCGCAGCCAUGGAGGAGGCAUCUCCUUAUUCCUUACUUGAUAUCUGCUUGAAUUUCCUGACGACUCACCUGGAGAAGUUCUGCUUAGCAAGACACGAUGGAACCUUGUGUCUGCAAGAACCUGGAGUAUUCCCUCAGGAGGUGGCUGACCGACUGCUGAAGACCAUGGCUUUUCAUGGUCUACUGAAUGAUGGAACUGUAGGUAUCUUUAGGGGCAACCAGAUGCGCUUAAAGCGAGCUUGCAUUCGCAAAGCCAAGAUCUCUGCUGUUGCUUUCCGGAAAGCCUUCUGCCAUCACAAGUUAGUAGAACUUGAUGCCACGGGUGUGAAUGCUGACAUCACGAUUACAGACAUCAUUAGUGGGCUUGGCAGUAACAAGUGGAUCCAGCAAAAUCUCCAGUGCUUAGUGCUGAACUCAUUAACGCUCUCUCUUGAAGAUCCUUAUGAGCGGUGCUUCAGUCGGCUUUCCGGCCUUCGAGCGUUAAGCAUCACCAAUGUUCUCUUUUACAAUGAAGACCUGGCGGAAGUUGCCUCGUUGCCAAGAUUAGAGAGCCUGGAUAUUUCUAACACCUCAGUCACAGACAUCACUGCUCUGCUGGCAUGUAAAGAUCGACUCAAGUCCCUAACCAUGCACCACUUGAAAUGUUUAAAAAUGACAACUACUCAGAUACUGGAUGUUGUUCGGGAACUAAGACAUCUGAAUCAUCUUGAUAUUUCGGAUGAUAAACAGUUUACGUCGGACAUAGCUCUUCGCUUACUAGAACAGAAGGACAUCCUGCCCAACCUUGUCUCCCUGGAUGUUUCUGGGAGAAAGCAUGUGACAGAUAAAGCUGUUGAAGCCUUUAUACAACAGCGCCCCAGCAUGCAGUUUGUAGGUUUGCUGGCCACUGAUGCUGGUUACUCUGAGUUUCUCACAGGCGAAGGACUUUUAAAGGUAUCUGGAGAAGCCAAUGAAAUUCAAAUUGCAGAAGCACUGAAGCGGUACAGUGAACGGGCAUUCUUUGUUCGGGAAGCUCUUUUCCACCUUUUUAGCCUGACUCAUGUGAUGGAAAAAACAAAACCAGAAAUUUUAAAGCUUGUAGUUACUGGGAUGAGAAAUCAUCCUAUGAACUUGCCGGUGCAAUUGGCUGCAAGUGCUUGUGUGUUUAACUUAACCAAACAGGAUCUUGCUGCAGGAAUGCCUGUCAGACUCCUGGCUGAUGUGACCCAUUUACUGCUCAAAGCCAUGGAACAUUUCCCCAACCAUCAGCAAUUGCAGAAGAAUUGCCUUCUUUCACUUUGCAGUGACCGGAUUCUUCAAGAUGUUCCAUUUAACAGGUUUGAAGCAGCCAAGCUUGUCAUGCAGUGGCUUUGCAACCAUGAAGAUCAAAACAUGCAAAGAAUGGCAGUUGCUAUUAUUUCCAUCCUGGCUGCUAAGCUUUCUACAGAACAGACAGCACAGCUUGGUGCAGAACUCUUCAUUGUCAGACAACUUCUUCAAAUAGUAAAACAAAAAACCAAUCAGAAUUCGGUGGACACUACUUUGAAGUUUACUUUGAGUGCACUUUGGAACCUCACAGAUGAAUCUCCAACCACUUGCAGACACUUUAUUGAAAACCAAGGGUUAGAACUCUUCAUGAGGGUUCUGGAGUCUUUCCCAACUGAGUCAUCCAUUCAACAGAAAGUCCUAGGACUUUUGAAUAAUAUAGCAGAAGUCCAAGAACUACAUUCAGAAUUAAUGUGGAAGGAUUUUAUAGACCAUAUCAGUAGCCUCCUACACAGUGUUGAAGUGGAAGUCAGUUAUUUUGCAGCAGGAAUUAUUGCCCAUCUAAUAUCUAGGGGUGAACAAGCGUGGACAUUAAGUCGUAGCCAGAGGAAUUCUCUUCUGGAUGAUCUGCAUUCAGCUAUUUUGAAAUGGCCAACUCCAGAGUGUGAAAUGGUAGCAUACAGGUCUUUUAAUCCGUUUUUCCCAUUACUUGGAUGUUUCACCACACCAGGAGUUCAGCUGUGGGCAGUUUGGGCCAUGCAACAUGUCUGCAGCAAGAAUCCCUCAAGAUAUUGCAGCAUGCUGAUCGAGGAAGGAGGAUUACAGCAUUUAUACAGCAUCAAAGAACACAAAGAGACUGAUCCCCAUGUCCAGCAGAUUGCAGUGGCCAUCCUGGAUAGCUUGGAGAAACACAUCGUGCGCCAUGGAAGACCACCUCCCUCUAAAAAGCAGUCCCAAGCCAGACUAAAUUGAUAACACUAGGAAGCCGGAUGAUCAAAUUGCAGGCAUCCCUUUUGUGAUAGGUUUCUUUGGACUAUCUUGCCCUGCGUGAAGUUUGGAGUGUUACUUUAACAAGACUUAAAAGAUCUGAUUGGAAUUGCUGAUGUCCAGUAACGUCCAUGCAAAACAGUCUCUAAUUUGUCUCGUGAUUUUUAACAUAAAAGGCAAGAUGGGUUUCUUCCUUCAUCAUUGCCUUUUAGGAAAAGUUUCAGAUGUUUCAGUAUUUGAGAUUACCUGUGCUUGAAAUUCUAUCGUUUCAUUGUAAACUCUUAGGCCAGACUUUUCUGAUCUCAAAGUUCAUUCCAGUCAGUUUGUAGCUCCAGAUAAGCUGUUAGUUGACCUGAUUUCUAGUAUUGCUUCAGGUGUGAAUUUCAUACCCCUUCUGUAUAGAAUGCCUUUAUUCCCAGUCUGAAUCUUUUACAAGAUGUUCUUCUUGGUCGGCAAGAAUGAAAAUCUGAGUUCUCUGCUUAUGAAAGCUACUCUCUGGCUAGAACCUAAACGGUUCACAGAAAAAGACCUUGGAAAGAAGACAUAUUCAUGGAGAACAGAAUUGAGAACUGGGAGGUUACUUUCGUGUUAUGAUUUUUAAAUGGGGACGUGCUAGUUAGCCACCUGGAGCCCACCUCUUUGAGACAGUGAGCAAUGAAUUGUUCAUACUUGUUCAGCAAGGGAUACUGCUUCCUACACAGAUGCUGGUGACUCUCUAGAAGUACUCCAGGCAUCACAGUGUAAAAUAGUAUAGCAUUCUGUGUUAUAUUGUUGUGAAAAUGUGAAGUUUUAAAAAAUUGUAUUGUUAAAAUGAACCAUUCUUUUCCCUCCAUUUCAGAGUCAUUUUUUCAUCAAUUGUAAAGGCACUAUUCAUGGUGUUACCAAUUAGCAAUAGUGAAUUUUGCCACCGGAAGUUAAUUUUUUUGGUCCUAAAAUAAAUGUACCGUAAUAUUUUCAUAUUGUACAAAUAUGUCAACAUUUCACUGCCAAAAAUGAAAGACCUGAAUUAGACUAUUGUUAAAUGUAAAUGACUGAUUGCAUAAAAGGAAAUAUUUUUGAUGGGUUAUUUUGUAGAUAAUUGCCUUUUAUUUAGGAUACCUGUUAUACUAUCACUGUCCUCCUGUUGUUCAUCGAUUUGCUCCAGCGGGCCCAGUAACAUUGUGAGACUGGUUACUGUGUUUGGCAUAUCGAAUACGUCACGGGUAGCUUGCCAGGCUUUGCCAUGCGGGCGAGAUACUCUCGGUAGCUUGCCGGGCUCUCCAAAAGGGGUGGAGUGUAAAGAAUAUUGACCAUUCUAUCAGUUUUGGCAGUUGGAGGCAGCAAGUCACCUAAAAACGAAAUUUUCAUUUUAAAAUUUAGUUACAAGUUUUGGGGCUGGAGCAAUAGCACAGCGGGUAGGGCGUUUGCCUUGCACGCGGCCGACCUGGGUUCGAUUCCCAGCAUCCCAUAUGGUCCCCUGAGCACCGCCAGGAGUAACUCCUGAGUGCAGAGCCAGGAGUAACCCCUGUGCAUCACUAGGUGUGACCCAAAAAGCAAAAAAAUAAAAUUAAAUAAAAUAAAAUUUAGUUACAAAUUUAAUCACUAAUAUCAGAUGACUUUUUUUCAUAAGCAGCCAACAUGUUUCCAAUAGAGAUUUUAAAUGGUAUGUUUAAAUAAUUGAAUAAUUGAAUGGUAUGUUUAAAUAAUUGAAUUGUCACAAUUGAAUUGUGAAAGAACCUGGUACAUUAGUUUAUUGAUAACAUUUUUGACAUAAAAUUUUCAUGCCACUAUUAUGAUAAUCAGAUUUGAAUUAUUUGGAGCCCUUUUCCAGGUAUGAAAACAUUAACUAAAAGGAAACAUAUUUAGAACCAUUGAAGAACAUAUGAUAUUGUAUGCCAAUUCUGAUUUAAAUCUUUUAGGAAAAAAGUUUUUGUUUUUUGGGUCACACCCAACACAUUGCUCACGAGCUGUUCUAGGCCCAGUGCUCAAGGUUGCUCUAGGUGAUAUUGGGCAUCAAAUGUGGCCUCCCACAUGCAGAGCUUGUUCUCUAACCCCUUCCAUGGCCCCAAUUUUAUAAUUUUUUAUAGGUGAAAUAUAAAUUCUCACAGAGAAAGGUCAUCUCAAAGGAAAGGAAAAAUCCAUUUGAAUUUUCCCCAUUUUUCUCUAAUUUUUUUUUUCUCUUUGUUUUACACGUAGGCCAUACCUGGCAGUAACGAGAUCAAACCCAGGCUCCCCUGCAUGCAGAGUAUGUGCUUAGCCCAUUGAGUUAUCUUCCUGCCCCUUUUUUCUUGAAUUUUAACAUCUAGGACAAAUGUAGAAAAUAGAAUAUGAUAGCUUGGAAGUUCCUAGUUGUGCUGACCAUUUUCUUUUUGUUUUGUUUUGGGCCAUACCCAGCAAUGCUCAGGGGUUACUCCUAGCUCUGCCUUCAGGAAUUACUCCUGGAGGUGCUCAGGGAAUCAUAUGGGAUGCUGGGGAUGGGAAGUUGGUCAGCGACAUGCAAUACCCUACCCACUCUACAAUCUUUUCACCCCUAAUUUUCUCAUCUCCAACUUACGUUGUAGAAGAGAAAACAAUUUGAGAAAUUUAGCUUCAAGCUUCUGUUUUAUCUUGUUUGAGACAAAAGUUUAUGUCGACUAAUCCUAGGUUUUUGUCUUUACAGAUUAUUUUCAGAAAUAACUCAAAAUGCAUAGAUAAUAAUAAAUUCCUUCAUUACUCAGAGUUAUGUUGAUGGAGGAUUUUAAAAUAUUUAAGUUAAAUUUUAAAAUAUUUUAGAUUAAAAUUAAAUCUACUACUUGGAACAUUGAUAAUGGCCAUAUAUUUCUCAGUCAUAAAAGCAAAUAAUGGCUGGGAUGCAGCUCAGCAGUUGAAUGCUUUUCUUGCAUGUGUGAGGCUCAGUAUUCUAACCCUAGCACCACAAAAAGAAAAAGGAAAAAGAAAGAUUUUAUUAUGAGGCUUAAUUGGCCGAUCUCUGUAUAAAAAUCAAUUACAGGACACAGAAAUUAUAGUACAGUGGGUAAGGGCAUUUGCCUUGCAUGUGGCUGGGCCAGGUUUGAUCUUUGGCAUUCCAUUUGGUUACCCAAGCCCAUCAGAAGUGAUCCCUGAGCACUACUGGGUGUGGCCUAAAAAAACAAAAGAGAAUCAAUCAGCAGGCCAGAGAGGUUGAACAGUGGCUUGAGGUGCUUGCUCUGAGAUGCUUGCUCUGGGGUCGUUCCCAUUGCCAUAUAUAGUUCCCUUGAUCCCGCCUGGAGUCACUCUGAACCCAGCUAGUUGUGACCCAAACUUCCUCACCCCUCAAAAAAAAAAAAAAAAGGAGAACCAAUUAGGUGCUGUUUUGCAGCACAUAUACUAAAAUUGGAACAAAACAAGAUUAAGAUGGUCUCUGCAAGGAUGACACACAGAUUCGUGAUGCAUUCCAUAUUAAAAAAUAAUAAUUAGGCCUCUCUUUUGUGUUUGUAUUCUAGAAUAUAACACUACUUGGUGCCUUUACAGGUAUCCUCUUCAGUGGCUUUAGAGGUGCUGUUUGAAGUGUAAUUUAGGUUAAACCACUUACUACUCAAGUUAUUGGUGUGUGCAGACAUUGUAAAAUAUUAUUUUAUUUGUUCGGAGGCAAUGGCAAGAUUUACAUUUAUUGAAGGAAAAGGAAUAGAGAUUUUAGAUUGUGAUAAUUUUCAUAAUUUAGUGAAAUAAGAACAGUUUGAAAUUAAAGCAAAAUAAUUAAACCUCCUUAUUCUUUCCAUGAAAUAAAUUUUGAUGUGGUUUUUAUACCCUGUAAGCAAUUACUUUUGGGUGGGGGGGUUGUGCUGGAGUGAUGGUACGGCAUUUAGGGCUCUUUCCUUGCAUGCAGCCAACGCAGGUUUGAUCCCCGGUGUCCCAUAUGGUCCCCCAAGCAUGCCAGGAAUAAUUCCUGAGUGCAGAGCCAGGAGUAACCCCUGAGCCUUGCUGGGUGUGAUCCCAAAAACAAAAACAAAGCAAUUACUUUAAAAAAAAAAACAAACUUAAGUUGUAAGAAAUGAUUAAUUUGCCCUCUAGCCUAGGACCAUCUUAGUGGAAGAUAUAAAACCCUAUGUGGGGCUGGAGCAAUAGCACAGCGGGUGGGGCGUUUGCCUUGCACGCGGCCAACCCAGGUUCGAUUCCCAGCAUCCCAUAUGGUCCCCUGAGCACCGCCAGGGGUAAUUCCUGAGCACAGAGCCAGGAGUAACCUCUGUGCAUUGCCGGGUGUGGCCCAAAAAGCAAAAAAAAAAAAAAAUCCCUAUAUGACUCAGUUCCAAAAUUUGAUCUUAAAUAUUGCGGCUCCUUACCCCUGGACAGAAAUGCCAUUCAGUGACACUAGUCAGUUUGAGUGAAUUACCAUAGGUGCACAUAAGUCACCCCAAGGCUGCUAUGGAAAUCUAAUUUUAUGAUUUUUUUAAAAUCUAAACUUCCGAAGUAUAGAAGAUUGUUUGUUUGUUUUGGCUUUUGGGCCACAUAGGCCAUGCUCAGGAUCUGUUCUUGGCUCUUUGCCCAGGAUCACUCUUGCAGUGCUCAGGGAAACAUGCAGUAUUGGAGAUCAGCCCCUGAGCGUGCUGCAUGCAAAGUAUGUGGCCCAGACCACUGAACUGUUUUUGGCCCACAAAGAUCCAUAUUUAGAAACAUCAGCCCUCAAUAUCCAGCCUAAAAAUUGCUCUGACUAAUGGGACUUUUAUUUUUUAAGUGACCUAAAGAGUUUUAUGAAGGAAAUAUGAGAGAGGAGAGAAAGAGUUCCAUAAAUAAAAGGAAGAAAAAUCACACACCUCAAGCUGCCUGCGAGCAACUCCAGAAUGGAGUGCCACUAAUGGAACUUUCCAUGUUGACCUUUUUCUUAACCAUCGUACCAAUUUCAUUAUAUUUUUAUUUUA
Molecule: messenger RNA, 7288 nt
Organism: Sorex fumeus (smoky shrew)
Lineage: Eukaryota; Metazoa; Chordata; Mammalia; Eulipotyphla; Soricidae
Gene: ZYG11B
Product: zyg-11 family member B, cell cycle regulator
Exons: 14
Coding region: 213-2420 (735 amino acids)
Cellular component (GO): Cul2-RING ubiquitin ligase complex
Source: RefSeq, a predicted model, not a curated record